GAGGACAAGUUAUAUUAUUUUCAUAUUAUUUUUUAAUCACGUCCUACUCUGAUGUGCGUGAGCGUUACCAUGGUAACGCUGCUAACCGUAGCUAUCCAACAAAGAACUUACUGCACGUCUACCCUUCAACCUCAGUACAGUCGGUCCAUGAAGAUUAAUUGAAAAAAAUAAUAGGAGCUGGUGAAAGAUUGAGAUGGCUAGUCAACCUCAAGACGAUAUUAUAUUAGCCGAUAAUGAUCCAGAAGUUAUCAUCCCUGAUGAAGACGAGGAGCCGGAAUCUCCUAUGCCUGGUUUAAAGCAAAGUUCAAGUAUGGAAUCAGUUCAUUCAUCUUGCACAAAUGACAGUGAUAGUCCUGAGGAGUUUGAUCGGGAGAUGGACUGUACUUUAGAUCAGAGGAAGGAAACAGCACGACUGAUCCAGCAGAUUCUAGAGUUACAAAAUACUUUGGAUGAUCUCUCCAAAAGACUUGACCAAAUCAAGGUGGAGAAUCUCAGAUUAAAAUCUGAAAAUAUGGUGUUGAAUCAAUACAUUGAGAAUUUGAUGUCGGCCACCAGUGUGUUCAACAACACACAAAAGGCUAAGAAGAAGUAAACAGUUAUUAAUAAUGAUUCCAUUUAAAUCUAGUCAUUAUACUUUUAAAUUUAGUUUUUUUAAAACUAAAAUAUUCUGACAAAUACUAUUUACUUUAAUGAAUCUUUAUAUAUAUAUUAUUUUGUCAGAUGUGAAUUCGAAUUUAUUGUGCUAAAUACCUCACAUAUAAUUGUCUGGUCAAUGAGUAUGAACAGGCUCAACUGCAAAGAAUUAUCUUAAAUUUAUAUAUUGGAAUAAAAUUAUUUAUAUUUCAUGCAGAAAAAGAUGUUUGCAGUUGUAUAUAAGUUUUUCUAUAUACAAUGGAACCUCGCUUAACGAGUUUAAUCCGUUCCAAAAUUUCC
Molecule: messenger RNA, 933 nt
Organism: Nicrophorus vespilloides
Lineage: Eukaryota; Metazoa; Arthropoda; Insecta; Coleoptera; Silphidae
Product: short coiled-coil protein A-like
Exons: 2
Coding region: 194-592 (132 amino acids)
Cellular component (GO): trans-Golgi network
Source: RefSeq, a predicted model, not a curated record